Molecule: messenger RNA, 639 nt
Organism: Penicillium cosmopolitanum
Lineage: Eukaryota; Fungi; Ascomycota; Eurotiomycetes; Eurotiales; Aspergillaceae
Exons: 2
Coding region: 1-639 (212 amino acids)
Source: RefSeq, a predicted model, not a curated record
AUGCACUCCAUCCUGACCACUUCGCUCUUCCUCUCUCUCGCUGUCUUGUCCACGGCAGUUCCCAUCCCAUUCUCCUUGGCAACAAAGGACACAGCCCUAACUGAGGCUCAACUGCUUCAAAUCGCCCCAACGUCAAAUACCUGCGAUAAUGCCCCUGCUAAAGGAGAAUGCGCCACGGCGAAGACAGCCGCCACCUUCGUCUCUCAGUCCUUCAGUGACUACAAGGUCACUAACAAGGCCGAGCAAGCCGCGAUCCUGAGUCUGAUGGCUUUUGAGAGCGACGACUUCAAGUACAAUAAGAACCAUUUCCCCGGCACCCCAGGUCAAGGCACUCGCAACAUGCAAUCCCCAGCCUUCAACAAGAAAUACGCCAAUAGCAUUCCUGCCCUGAAAGACAAGAUUGCCCCUGUCGCCAAUAGCCCCGCUGAUCUACUCGACUUGCUGCGUGAUAACGAAACCUACGAUUUCGGAUCUGGCGCCUGGUUCCUUACCACUCAGUGCUCUAAGGAUGUGCGCUCCGCUUUGCAGGAUGGCUCUGAGACAGGCUGGCAACAGUAUAUCAGCAGCUGUGUUGGCACUUCGGUUACUGAUGAGCGCAAGCAGUACUGGGAGCGAGCUGUGAAGGCUCUCGGUGUGUGA